GAAGCGCCGGCACAGCGUCCCUGCAUGGAGCGCGAGUGGCGCGCUUCGGAGGCUCCCCCCGCAGCCGCCGCGCUCUUCGCCUGGGGUGCAAAUAGUUAUGGGCAACUUGGCCUUGGCCAUAAGGAAGAUGUGCUUCUGCCCCAGCAGCUGAAUGACUUCUGUAAAUCCAAGUGCAUCAGGAGGAUCACAGGAGGAGGCGGCCAUUCUGCAGUUGUCACAGAUGGAGGAGGCCUUUUUGUGUGUGGCCUGAACAAAGAUGGGCAACUGGGACUUGGUCACACAGAGGAUGUUCUCUAUUUUACCCCUUGCAACUCCCUCCUUGGUUGUCCCAUCCAACAGGUGGCCUGUGGCUGGGAUUUUACCAUUCUACUCACAGAAAAUGGUCAAGUUCUGUCAUGUGGAUCCAACUCCUUUGGCCAAUUAGGAGUUCCUCAUGGACCUCAAAGAUGUGUGAUUCCCCAGCCCAUUGAGCUCCUGAGAGAGAAGGUUGUCUGUGUUGCUGCUGGGCUGAGACAUGCAUUAGCCGCUACAGUAAGUGGCAUGGUGUUCCAGUGGGGGACUGGUUUGGCAUCAUCUGGACGACGGUUGUGCCCCGGGAAGACUCUCCCCUUGUUCUUGACGGCAAAGGAGCCAAGCAGAGUGACAGGCCUAGAGAACUCCAAAGCAAUAUGUGUUCUUGCUGGCUUGGAUCAUUCAGCUUCAUUAAAUGAUGCAGGAGAACUGUAUGUUUGGGGAAGCAACAAGCAUGGGCAACUGGCUACCCAAGCUGCUUUCCUUCCUGUGCCUCAGAAAAUAGACGUGCAUUGUUUUCAGAAUGAAAAGGUCACUGCCAUCUGGAGUGGGUGGACACACCUGGUUGCUCAGACAGAAACUGGUAAGGUGUUUACCUGGGGCCGAGCAGACUAUGGUCAACUAGGGAGGACGUUGGAGUCUCACGAAUGCUGGAAACCAGAACAUCAGGACCCAUCCCUGCCCUGCUCCAGACCAUGGAACAGCAUACCUUCAUCUCUGCAUUGUUUAAUGGGAGCGACUGAGGUUUCUUGUGGCUCAGAGCAUAAUUUGGCAGUAAUUGGUGGGGUGUGUUAUUCCUGGGGCUGGAACGAGCAUGGCAUGUGCGGGGAUGGCACCGAAGCCAACGUCUGGGCCCCGAAGCCCGUGGAGGUUCUGCGGUCAGCAUCGGGACUCCUCGUGGGCUGUGGGGCCGGCCACUCCCUGGCCCUCUGCCAGCUGCCAGCACACCUCGCACUGGGCCAGGACCCCGAGAUCGCCUGCACAUCCCCAGAUGCCACCAAGGAUACUGAAUCUCAAGAGGCCAUGGACGAGGAGGCAAAGUAGAAGGAAACAAUCAGAAACGUCAACCCAAAGCCGACCUGAAGGGUCUUGAAAUGGAGAACUUCGAUAGAGAACCUUUAAUAAAGUGGCUUCCCCCAGCAGGAAUGUCCCCAGACAAUCACACGGCUGUUUUGUGGGACCGGUCUAAGAAGGACUCGGGAGGCCCUGAAGGUAGGGCUGACACAGGAGGGUGGGGAAGCUGCCUGCCUAGAACUGGGGCCCUGGGGGACAGAGUGCCUUUGUCUCUGCUGGGCCCAAGCAGUUGGCUGUCCCUGCACUGAGCAGGUGAGAGUGAGGGCUCCAGUCCUUACCCGAGCCCAGGAAAGCCGAAGCAGCAGCGGGAAGACCGCAGCCUCUCCCUGCCCGGUAGAGACAGGAAGCCCACCUGUGGUUGUCCUGGUCCAAUACCCUUUGAUUCAGCAAGGCACAGCAUUCCCAGGCCAGGCUUAGUACAGCCGUAAGCUUCUCCUAGUAUUUUAUUUUCAGGCCCCAGGACUCAUACUUUGCUCAUUCAAGGGUGUCGAGGUACUGUGCCUGGAUACGUGGACGGGAAGGAGCUCUUGAUGACUAGGACCAAGGGAGACGGCUUUGGCGUGGGGUAGAAGGGAGUGGGGAUGAGGAAGUGGAGAAAGACUGCUUCUGGAAAGA
Molecule: messenger RNA, 1980 nt
Organism: Lepus europaeus (European hare)
Lineage: Eukaryota; Metazoa; Chordata; Mammalia; Lagomorpha; Leporidae
Gene: SERGEF
Product: secretion regulating guanine nucleotide exchange factor
Exons: 11
Coding region: 25-1335 (436 amino acids)
Source: RefSeq, a predicted model, not a curated record